AUGCUCGGUGGGAGAUCACAGCGGCAUUCCUCACGCUCAGUUCAGGAGCCUCCAGCUCAAGCUGCAUCCAUGUCACCCACAUCCGAUCACCACGACCUGAACUUGCGUCUUGUCGCUAUCGCCCCUCGAGGGCUUGAAGAAGGUCCGCUAAUCUCCGUCCUCUCUCCAGACUCCGCAUCAUCCCAGUCGGCCGUUGAUGAGAACUCCACCGGGAAACUCGACCCGUCGAAGGAUGGAGCUGCCCUGGACCGAAAGUCAUCUCAUACUGCAUCUGUUCGAGGAGUCUCAUCUGCCCCCACGGAUAACCCCCCUGAACGACCGAAGAAGAAGCGCUCGUUACUGCUGGGCCCAUCUCGGACGUCGUCGAAGCUGAACAAGAAGUCUACCACAGAAGCCGGAAGCGAGUCGAGGCCGGGUGAUUCGGGAAGCCCUGAAGGAGGUCGCAGAGGAAGUAUCACGAAAAGGCGGAGAGACACCAGUCGAGCAAGCAGUCGAGCAUCGCGACGGAGCAAUCAAGAAAUGGCCAACGCGGAAGGAUCCAAGGCUACGGCGCCUGAGCUGACGGACGCGACGAAGACAGAGAAGAAAUCGAAAACUUCCUCUAGACUAUUCGCUUUUCUGAACUGCUGCAGUUCCUCCAGCGUGGACAAUGAAGAUCCUACACUGCCUCCCAAGAAAGCUUUCAAACGGGAACCGGCCCACGGUAGACAAGCUGGUCCGGAGAAGGCGGACGCCGCUGGAGGCGACUCCAGCAUCGCAGAAUCGCGCGAACCGAACCCUUUCGGUGACGAGAAGUCAAACCUGGCGGUCACGUCGGAUCAGUCGCAGUCGCAGGUAGAUGGAGACCGAAGUUCUGGCGCCGGAGGGGCCGCAGGGUCGCCGCAAGACAGCCGUCUCGACCCAUCUGCAUCUGCCCAGCGGAAGCCGUCCUUGCAAGGAAAGUCCGUUGAUAGUUCCAACCAGGAGCCGUCGAGGAAGUUGUCCGCGUCGAACGCAGCCGCUGGUGCAGCCACAACGGUCGAAAAUGGUGACAUUUCCGCAAGGCCAGCCGAUAAUGACGCAGCGGCUUCAACCCAAUACACGCCGUCCGAUAGAGACGACAAAGACGUCACUAUGGCCGAUGCUCCUGCAAUAGACAGAGACGAGGAUGCGGGACAACCUUCUCAUGACGAAGGGCAAGUUGUGGCUCUCCUCCCUCCACCGCCGCUGGCACCGACGCUCAAACAGCCGCCUUCAAGCGUCGGAGAGGGGCAGCAAUGGUUGCUACCACCGCCUCUACCUCAUCUGCAAAACCGAAAAUGCCUCGUUCUCGAUCUGGACGAGACCCUUGUGCACAGUAGUUUUAAAGUCCUUGAGAGAGCUGACUUCACUAUUCCUGUCGAAAUCGAAGGUCAGUAUCACAACAUCUACGUGAUCAAGCGACCAGGAGUCGAUCAAUUCAUGAAACGGGUCGGUGAAUUGUACGAAGUGGUCGUGUUCACAGCCUCUGUCUCCAAGUACGGUGAUCCUCUUCUCGAUCAGCUGGAUAUCCAUCACGUUGUCCAUCACCGUCUGUUUAGGGACAGUUGUUAUAACCACCAGGGAAAUUAUGUCAAGGAUCUUUCCCAGGUUGGUCGUGACCUUCGAGAGACCAUCAUUAUCGAUAAUUCUCCGACUUCGUAUAUAUUCCAUCCUCAACACGCGAUACCCAUCAGCAGCUGGUUCUCUGACGCUCAUGAUAAUGAGCUACUUGAUCUGAUACCCGUCCUCGAAGAUCUUGCCGGUUCCCGAGUUCAAGAUGUGAGCUUGGUUCUCGAUGUUACUCUUUAG
Messenger RNA from Paecilomyces variotii, 1809 nucleotides. RefSeq names its product plasma membrane phosphatase required for sodium stress response. Bases 1 to 1809 code for a protein of 602 amino acids. The transcript is spliced from 4 exons. Gene Ontology annotation, molecular function: phosphoprotein phosphatase activity. Gene Ontology annotation, cellular component: plasma membrane. NCBI's taxonomy places the organism in Eukaryota, Fungi, Ascomycota, Eurotiomycetes, Eurotiales, Thermoascaceae. The record is from RefSeq and is a predicted model, not a curated record.